AUGCCACACAGAUACCGCCGGUUAGGAGGAGAAUGUCUAUAUCGGCAAACUGGUCGUCGAUUCAAGGGCUUUCAAAAGGACCGUAAGACCGCAGCUCUUGAGUCAGACAUCAACGAACUUAUGGUCAACUGCGCUGACCGAGCAGAUGGAAAUGGCAUUUCCAUGGGCACGCGCGGCAAUUCCUUAGCUGAAGGUGAUACUGCGUCUGAGAACGUCAUCAGCCAGGGCAUCCUUGACGAAGACACCGCCGAAAGGUACUUGAUAAUAUUCAAGACCAAACUGAUUCCGCACUUUUUUUGUGGUUGUACCCCCAGGCAUAUCUGUCAAGCAGUUCCGCCAGAAGAAGCCAUUCCUUUGCUUAGCUAUCCUUGCGUCAGCUCCAUAUGA
This is a messenger RNA of Aspergillus calidoustus, 387 nucleotides long. NCBI's taxonomy places the organism in Eukaryota, Fungi, Ascomycota, Eurotiomycetes, Eurotiales, Aspergillaceae. The record is from the annotation of a GenBank genome assembly.